AUGUUUUCAGGAUGAAAUAUAACGCUGCGGUAAUUUCCCCCCAAGACCCUGAUGUACCGUUGGCGGCAGCGGACGAAGAGAUGCCCGACCUCAUGUCGGAGGAGGAGGAGGAGGAGGAGGAGGAGGAGGAGGAGGAGGAGGAGGAGGAGGAGGAGGAGGAGGAGGAGGAGGAGGAGGAGGAGGAGGAGGAGGAGGAGGAGGAGGAGGACGACGAGGACGAGGAGGAGGAGGAGGAGGAGGACGACGAGGACGAGGAGGACGAGGAGGACGAGGAGGACGAGGACGAGGAGGAGGAGGAGGGGGAGGAGGAGGAGGAGGAGGAGGAGGAGGAGGAGGAGGAGGAGGAGGAGGAGGAGGAGGAGGAGGAGGAGGAGGAGGAGGAGGAGGAGGAGGAGGAGGAGGAGGAGGAGGGGCAGCAGCCGCCCCGAUCUUGCGAGGCCGGGAUUCCGGACGACGACCGAGGCACGGAGCGUCAAGGCCGCCCCAACAACACGAGGGCGGCCCGCAUGGCGCGCGCUCGCACUGCUUGCGAGCAGGAAGUCGAGGACAACUACGGGGAGGGCCUUGGCGAAGGAUAGGUCGGAAAUUGAAUCUUGGUGCGA
Molecule: messenger RNA, 602 nt
Organism: Closterium sp. NIES-67
Lineage: Eukaryota; Viridiplantae; Streptophyta; Zygnematophyceae; Desmidiales; Closteriaceae
Source: the annotation of a GenBank genome assembly